UCGCCUGGUUUUUACCAAACAACGGGCCGGGUACUCCCGCUGGAGCCGGAGUCACUUCAUCAGAAUUGAGAGGGGUUUUAUGCCCUUUCCAUUCAGCGGGUGUUGUGUUUGCGGCGCUGCUCUCUGUUGUGUGGUGCAAACUGGCUCAUAGACAACGCCGACCGCUGGAGUUCACACAGUCGUCUGGCCCGUUUCACUGAGCGGCGUUUGUGUCCGACUGCGCUUCCGCCAUGUUGAACAGAUUCAAGUUGUGAGUGACUGCUGGGACCGAAGUGACAAGCCCCAGAAAUCGGACUAGAUAGAGUUAGGGGGCUGUUACCGCGCCGGUGACGCAGGAAAAACACCCAGAAGCAGAGGAGAAAAACGUAGGAAUUGGAUAUAUCUAGUAACAGGUUUUGGGUCCUACAAAAACUGUCGCUGGUAUAGGCCGCGUUUAUGUAAUAUACGACGAUACCAUCGUUCAAGGCUGGACGUAGCCCGUGAAUAGAGGGGGAAGUCAUAUCAAAUUCCUGGUUAUGCAAUGGUCUCAGCGGCACGUCCAGAUCUCCAGGUGCUUGUGUUCCUCUCUCGUGCGUUCGGGCUCUCUUCCCUCUGCUCUACAGCUGAGGUGGCUGUGAUUUCCCUCCUGGCCAGCGCUCCCUAAGAGGCCAAGAUUGCCAAGAUCUGCCCGGUGGCGAGCAUGACGGCCACCACACGUGGCUCUCCGGUGGGGGGCAACGACAGUCAGGGCCAGGGCCAGGCACCUGACGCUCAAAGCCAACCCCCAUUGUCACAGAACCAGACAUCAUCUCCAAACUCAUCUAAUGAGAACUCUCCAGUGAGCCCACCAGAUGAGCAGGCCCAGGGGGAUGGACCCCCUCAGCUGGAAGAGGAGGAGCCCGCCUUCCCUCACACUGACCUAGCCAAGCUGGAUGAUAUGAUCAACAGGCCUCGUUGGGUCGUUCCAGUUUUGCCAAAAGGAGAGUUAGAAGUCCUCUUGGAAGCUGCUAUUGACCUGAGUAAAAAAGGACUGGAUGUGAAGUGUGAGGCUUGUCAGAGAUUUUUCCGAGAUGGUCUGACCAUCUCCUUCACAAAGAUCCUGACAGACGAGGCAGUCAGUGGCUGGAAGUUUGAGAUUCAUAGGUGUAUCAUCAAUAACACACACCGGUUGGUGGAGCUGUGUGUUGCCAAGCUCUCUCAGGACUGGUUCCCUCUACUGGAGCUACUGGCCAUGGCCACCAACCCUCACUGCAAGUUCCACAUCUACAACGGCACACGGCCCUCUGAGACUGUCCCCGCUGGAGCACAGAUGGCCGAUGACGAGCUCUUCGCCCGACCACCGGACCCGCGCUCUCCUAAGGGCUGGUUGGUGGACUUAAUAAACAAAUUUGGCACGUUAAACGGGUUUCAAAUGUUGCACGAUCGCUUCAUGAGCGGCCAAGCACUGAACGUCCAGAUCAUCGCUGCACUUAUCAAGCCUUUUGGCCAGUGUUACGAGUUCCUCACAUUGCACACGGUAAAGAAGUACUUCCUUCCAGUCAUCGAGAUGGUUCCCCAGUUUCUAGAGAACCUCACGGAUGAGGAGCUGAAGAAAGAGGCCAAGAAUGAAGCCAAAAACGACGCACUGUCCAUGAUAAUCAAGUCUCUGAAGAAUCUGGCUUCUCGCGUACCAGGGCAGGAGGAGACCGUGAAGAAUUUAGAGAUUUUUAGAUUAAAAAUGAUUCUUAGGUUAUUGCAAAUUUCUUCUUUUAACGGCAAAAUGAAUGCACUAAACGAAGUCAACAAGGUGAUCUCCAGUGUGUCCUACUACACUCAUCGGCAUAACCCUGAAGAGGAGGAGUGGCUGACUGCGGAGCGCAUGGCGGAGUGGAUCCAGCAGAACCACAUCCUGUCCAUUGUGCUGAGGGACAGUUUGCAUCAGCCGCAGUACGUAGAGAAACUGGAAAAGAUCCUCCGCUUCGUUAUCAAAGAAAAAGCUCUUACAAUGCAGGAUCUGGACAACAUCUGGGCGGCACAGGCCGGUAAGCAUGAGGCCAUCGUGAAGAACGUCCACGACCUCCUGGCCAAGCUGGCGUGGGACUUCUCACCCGAGCAGCUCGAUCACCUUUUUGACUGUUUCAAGGCAAGCUGGACCAACGCCAGCAAGAAGCAGCGGGAAAAACUGCUGGAACUCAUCCGGCGCUUGGCCGAGGACGAUAAGGAUGGGGUGAUGGCCCACAAGGUCCUCAACCUGCUGUGGAACUUGGCGCACAGCGAUGACGUGCCUGUAGACAUCAUGGACCAGGCACUUAGUGCUCACAUCAAAAUAUUAGAUUACAGUUGCUCACAGGACAGAGACACACAGAAGAUUCAGUGGAUAGAUCGCUUCAUAGAGGAGCUACGAACCAAUGACAAAUGGGUGAUCCCUGCCCUGAAGCAAAUCAGAGAAAUCUGUAGCCUCUUUGGAGAAGCCCCUCAAAACCUUAGAAAGAAAAUGCCAAUUAACAUACAAACGAACUUAGUGGGUCAAACUCAGCGAAGUCCUCAUGUGUUUUACCGCCACGACCUGAUCAACCAGCUGCAGCAUAACCACGCUCUGGUCACCCUGGUGGCCGAGAACCUCUCGGCCUACAUGGAGACCAUGAGGCAGUUCUCCAAAGAAGAACAGGCUGAGUUUGACCCUCAGACGGUCAGACCAGGAAGCCGCUACAGCCACGUGCAGGAAGUACAGGAACGACUCAACUUCCUGAGGUUCCUGCUAAAAGACGGUCAGCUGUGGCUUUGUGCCCCUCAGGCCAAACAGAUCUGGAAGUGUCUGGCUGAGAAUGCAGUGUUUCUUUGCGACCGUGAGGCCUGCUUCAAAUGGUACUCCAAGCUGAUGGGUGAUGAACCAGACCUGGACCCAGACAUCAAUAAGGACUUUUUUGAGAACAACGUUCUGCAGUUGGACCCGUCCCUGCUGACGGAGAAUGGCAUGAAAUGCUUCGAAAGGUUCUUCAAGGCUGUCAACUGCAGGGAGGGCAAGCUGGUGGCAAAGCGCAGGGCCUACAUGAUGGAUGACCUGGAACUUAUCGGCUUGGACUACCUCUGGAGGGUGGUAAUUCAAGGAAGCGACGAUAUCGCCAGCCGAGCCAUAGACCUGCUGAAAGAGAUCUACACCAACCUCGGACCAAAACUACAAGUCAAUCAGGUUGAAAUUCAUGAAGAUUUCAUCCAGUCCUGUUUUGACCGCCUGAAGGCGUCCUACGACACGCUGUGUGUGUUAGAUGGAGACAAAGACAGCAUCAACUGCGCCCGUCAGGAGGCUAUCCGCAUGGUGCGAGUUCUCACCGUACUCAAAGAGUACAUCAACGAGUGUGACAGCGAUUACCACGAGGAGAGGACUAUACUGCCUAUGUCAAGAGCCUUCCGAGGGAAGCAUAUCACAUUGAUCGUCCGCUUCCCCAACCAGGGGCGUCAGGUGGAUGACUUGGACAUCUGGUCACACACCAAUGACACAAUCGGUUCGGUCCGGCGUGGCAUCCUCAACAGGAUCAAAGCCAAUGCCGCGCACACCAAGAUUGAGCUCUUCAUUGGUGGAGAGGUUGUUGACCCAGCUGAUGACAGGAAGCUGAUUGGGCAGCUCAAUUUGAAGGACAAAACGCUGAUCACGGCCAAGCUGACCCAGGUGAGUGCCAACAUGCCUUCAAGCCCAGACAGCUCAUCUGACUCAUCCACUGGCUCCCCUGGUAACCACGGCAACCACUACAGCGAUGGCCCUAACCCUGAAGUGGAGAGCUGUCUUCCUGGUGUGAUCAUGUCGCUGCAUCUGCGAUACAUCUCCUUCCUGUGGCAGGUGGCCGACCUGGGCUGCAACCUCAACAUGCCACUACUCAGAGAUGGAGCUCGAGUUCUCAUGAAACUCAUGCCACCAGACAACACCACCGUGGAGAAUCUGCGAGCUGUGUGUCUGGACCAUGCCAAGCUCGGUGAGAACAGCCUCAGUCCCUCACUGGACUCGCGCUUCUUCGGACCCUCACCCUCACAAGUGCUCUACCUCAUUGAGGUUGUUUAUGCUUUGCUGAUGCCAGCCAGUGCCACUCUGGGCGAGGACGCCAGCGACUUCCAGUACAACUUCUUGAAGAGCGGUGGGCUGCCCCUGGUGUUGAGCAUGCUCACCAGGAACAACUUCCUCCCUUCAGCGGACAUGGAGACACGCCGCGGUGCUUACCUCAAUGCGCUAAAGAUCGCCAAGCUCCUCCUCACCGCCGUAGGCUUUGGGCAUGUGAAGGCCGUGGCCGAGGCCUGCCAGCCCAAUGCCGAAGGAAAUAUUCCUGUCUCACCGAUCAAUCAGGCCACUCAUGACCAGGCCCUGGUCCUCCAGAGUGCCCUGCAAAACAUCCCUAACCCGGCCUCAGAAUGCAUGCUGCGCAACGUAGCCAUCCGCUUAGCCCAACAGAUCUCUGAUGAGGUCACAGAAAAUAAUUUCUUCCAGGCAUCGAAGUACAUCCCAGACAUCUGUGUGAUCCGAGCGGUGCAGAAAAUAGUGUGGGCAUCAGGCUGUGGCACAGUGCAGCUCGUCUUCAGUUCAAAUGAAGAAAUCAGCAAGAUAUACGAGAAGACAAAUGCAGCUAAGGAGCCAGAUGGGGAAGAUGAGCAGGUGUGUUGCGAGGCCCUGGAGGUGAUGACACUGUGUUUCGCCCUCAUGCCCACGGCUCUGGACACACUCAGCAAGGAGAAGGCAUGGCAGACCUUCAUUAUUGACUUGCUGCUACACUGCCACAGCAAAUCUGUGCGUCAAAUGGCCCAGGAGCAGUUUUUCCUGAUGGCAACUCGGUGCUGUAUGGGCCAUCGACCCCUCCUCUUCUUUAUCACCCUCCUCUUCACCGUGCUAGGGAGUACGGCCAAGGAGAGAGCCAAACACGCUGGAGACUACUUCACCUUACUCAGACACCUUCUGAACUAUGCGUAUAACAGCAACAUCAACCUGCCAAAUGCUGAGGUGCUGCUCAACAACGAGAUCGACUGGCUGAAACGGAUCAGGGAUGAGGUUAAAAGGACGGGGGAGACCGGUGUGGAGGAGACCAUCCUGGAGGGACACCUUGGGGUUACCAAAGAGCUUCUGGCCUUCCAGACACCAGAGAAGAAGUAUUACAUUGGCUGCGAGAAAGGAGGAGCUAACCUCAUCAAGGAGCUGAUCGACGACUUCAUCUUCCCGGCAUCUAAUGUGUACCUGCAGUACAUGAAGAGUGGGGAGUUCCCCACAGAGCAGGCCAUCCCAGUGUGCAGCACCCCCGCUUCCAUCAACGCUGGCUUUGAGCUCCUGGUUGCACUGGCCGUCGGAUGUGUCCGCAACCUCAAGAAAAUGGUCGACACCCUGACUGACAUGUACUACUUGGGUUGCGAGACGCUGACGGAAUGGGAGUACCUGCCUCCGGUGGGGCCGCGGCCCAACAAAGGCUUCGUGGGUUUGAAGAAUGCCGGAGCCACCUGUUAUAUGAACUCCGUCAUUCAGCAGCUGUACAUGAUCCCUCCGAUACGCAAUGGCAUCCUGGCCAUUGAGGGCACAGGCACCGAUGUGGAUGACGACAUGUCGGGGGAUGAGAAGCAAGAGAACGAGAGUAACGUUGAUCCUCGUGAUGAGGUGUUCAGCUACCACCAUCAGUUUGACGAUAAACCCUCCAGCAAGUCAGAGGACAGAAAGGAGUACAAUAUCGGGGUACUUCGCCACCUGCAGGUCAUUUUUGGACACCUGGCUGCGUCCAGACUUCAGUACUAUGUCCCCAGGGGAUUCUGGAAACAGUUCAGGUUAUGGGGUGAGCCUGUGAAUCUGCGGGAGCAGCACGAUGCCCUGGAGUUUUUCAACUCCUUGGUGGACAGUCUGGACGAAGCUCUGAAAGCCCUGGGCCACCCCGCCAUGCUGAGCAAGGUGCUCGGAGGGUCCUUCGCCGACCAGAAGAUCUGUCAGGGAUGCCCCCACAGGUACGAGUGCGAGGAGUCGUUCACAACUCUCAAUGUGGACAUCAGGAACCACCAGAACCUGUUGGACUCCAUGGAGCAGUAUGUCAAGGGAGAUCUUCUUGAGGGAGCUAACGCCUACCACUGUGAGAAGUGUAAUAAGAAGGUGGACACAGUGAAGCGCCUGCUGAUAAAGAAGCUGCCGCCAGUCCUGGCCAUCCAGCUGAAGCGCUUUGACUACGACUGGGAGAGGGAGUGCGCCAUCAAGUUCAACGACUACUUUGAGUUCCCCAGGGAGCUGGACAUGGAGCCGUACACGGUGGCGGGCGUGGCGAAGCUCGAGGGCGACGACGUCAACCCCGAGAACCAAGUGAUCCAACAGAACGAACCCUCCGAGCCCACGCCUCCCGGCAGCUCCAAGUACCGCCUGGUUGGAGUGCUGGUCCACUCAGGCCAGGCCAGUGGCGGACACUACUAUUCCUACAUAAUCCAGAGGAACGGGGGCGACGGUGAGAAGAACCGCUGGUACAAGUUCGACGACGGCGACGUGACGGAGUGCAAGAUGGACGACGAGGAGGAGAUGAAGAACCAGUGCUUCGGAGGGGAAUACAUGGGCGAGGUGUUUGACCAUAUGAUGAAGAGGAUGUCGUACCGGAGGCAGAAGCGCUGGUGGAACGCCUACAUCCUAUUCUAUGAGCGCAUGGACUCACUGGACAAGGACAGCGAGCUUGUCAAAUACAUCUCUGAGUUGACCAUCUCCUCCACCAAGCCGCAUCAGGUCAAGAUGCCAGGUGUCAUCGAGUGCAGCGUCCGCAAGCAGAACGUCCAAUUCAUGCACAACCGAAUGCAAUACAGCCUGGAAUAUUUCCAGUUCAUUAAGAAACUUCUGACCUGUAACAGUGUCUAUUUAAACCCUCCUCCAGGACAAGACCAUCUUCUGCCAGAGGCAGAGGAGAUUGCUAUGAUAAGUGCUCAGCUGGCUGCUAGGUUCCUCUUCAGCACAGGUUUUCACACCAAGAAAGUAGUACGGGGUCCUGCCAGCGACUGGUAUGAUGCCCUCUGCAUCCUGCUGAGACACAGUAAGAAUGUACGCUAUUGGUUUGCACACAAGGUCCUGUUUGCUUACCCCAACCGGUUCUCGGAGUACCUGCUCGAGUGCCCGAGUGCCGAGGUCCGCGGCGCAUUCGCCAAGCUCAUAGUCUUCAUCGCUCACUUCUCGCUGCAGGACGGCCCGUGUCCCUCCCCCACCGCCUCGCCCGGGCCCUCCACUCAGGGCUCUGAUAACCUCAGUCUAAGUGACCACCUGUUGAGAGCCGUACUCAACUUGCUCAGAAGAGAGGUGUCUGAACACGGCCGUCACCUGCAGCAGUACUUCAACCUCUUCGUCAUGUAUGCCAAUCUGGGCCUGGCAGAAAAGACCCAGCUGUUGAAGCUGAACGUCCCUGCUACUUUCAUGCUGGUCGCUCUGGACGAGGGUCCCGGCCCUCCCAUCAAGUAUCAGUACGCUGAGCUGGGCAAGCUCUACACCGUGGUCUCCCAGCUGGUUCGUUGCUGUGACGUCUCCUCGCGCAUGCAGUCUUCCAUUAAUGGUAACCCACCCCUCCCCAACCCGUACGGUGACACCAACCUGACGACCCCGGUGAUGCCGGUGCAGCAGCUGGUGGCAGAGAUCUUGUUCGUGAGGACCAGCUACGUGAAGAAGAUCAUCGAGGACUGCAGCAACUCAGAGGAGACGGUGAAGCUGCUCCGCUUCAGCUGCUGGGAGAACCCCCAGUUCUCCUCCACCGUGCUCAGUGAGCUGCUCUGGCAGGUGGCAUACUCCUACACCUAUGAGCUGAGGCCUUACCUGGACUUGCUGCUACAGAUCCUGCUCAUCGAGGACUCUUGGCAGACACACAGGAUCCACAAUGUGCUGAAGGGCAUUCCCGAUGACAGAGAUGGGCUCUUUGACACCAUCCAGCGCUCCAAGAACCACUACCAGAAACGGGCCUACCAGUGCAUCAAGUGCAUGGUGGCCCUCUUUAGCAACUGCUCGGUGGCUUACCAAAUCCUACAGAGCAAUGGUGACCUGAAACGGAAGUGGACGUGGGCAGUGGAGUGGUUGGGGGACGAGCUGGAGAGGAGGCCGUACACGGGGAACCCCCAGUACACCUACAACAACUGGUCCCCCCCAGUUCAGAGCAACGAGACCUCCAACGGCUAUUUCCUGGAGCGUUCGCACAGCGCACGAAUGACACUUGCCAAGGCCUGUGAACUUUGUCCCGAGGAGCUCAAGUGUACUCAGGGAAGCCCGGGGAAGGAGCCGGACGAACAGGAAGCGCCGGACGAUCAGGACUCGUCACCUCCCGAGGACACCUCCCUGUACCCGCACUCUCCUGGAACCACACAGUUUCAGCAGAACAACCACCCCCAUGGACAGCCGUACACCGGGCCUGCUGCGCAGCACAUGAACAACCCUCAGCGUCCUGGUCCUGCCUCUGCCCCGACUCCGGGCCCCACCCAGACCUCUCCAUCCCCAUCCCCUGGCCCUGGUCCGACUCCCGGUCCAGGCCCGCGAGCACAAGAGAACUGGGAGAGCUCCGAGGAGGUCGCUCAGGCCCCGACCGAGACCCCGACCCUGGUCCCGACCGAGGCCCCGACCCAGGUUCCGGUGCAGGCCCCGGCGCAGGCCCCGGCCCCCACACCCUCCACCUCCACGACCCCAGCGCCUGCCCCACCUAAGGAGUAACGGCCCCUCUCUCCUCUUCUGCUGUGCCUCAAGCAUCCAUCGUCCCGCUCUCCUUCCUCUCAUCCUUCGGUCAACAGAGAGCUCUUUGUCGCGCCCCUCUUUCUCUCUCUUUCGCCCCUCUCCCUCUCUCCCCCCCUCUCUCUCCUCUCUCGCUCUCUCCCUCUCUCUCCCCAUCUCUCCUUCCUCUCUCUCCUCUCUCUCCUUUCUCUCCCUCUCUCUCUGGCCCCAGGGCAGUGCAGAGCCAGGGCUCCCAGCCUCCUAUCUCCCGUUGGCCUCUAGGCGGCGCUCUCCCCUGGCCUGGGGCUGCCUGGCCCGUCGACAGGGGCCUGCUGAGGGGAGUGGACAAGAGUUCUACUAAAGAAAAACCGAUUACCCGGAGCUGACGAUGAAAAGGUGUACAUAGUAUGUUAAUGUUUCUGACUGUUCAGAUCCCCCGGUAGCAUAACUCUGUGUGGUUUGCUCUUGGGAGAUGUCGCAGAUAAUAUGGAGAAAAAAAAAACACAAAAAACAAAAUGGAUAUUAUAAAUAAGAAAAAUGCCCAAAAAAAACUGUAAGAAGACAACGACUCCUCUUUGUUUUAUCACCCAUGCUCAGCAGUAAAGUUUGUUCUGCCAUCGGACAGUUAACUGGUCAUUCAACUGUAGAAGGACGCAUUGUUAUUAUCAUAAUUAUAUUAUUAUUAUUCUUAAGCUCCUUGGCAACCUUAUGACCCAUGCCAAAUCAACUCACGAGCUGUGGUUGGUUUUAGUGUGAGAUGUGGAAUGGUUGGGUGGACUUUUACGGUGUUUUGGUUGAUGUGAAAAAGCAGUGAUGCAACAUUGUUCUGAAACUCAUUGCCUUUCUUUUUUUGUUUUAUUUGUUUUAUUUUUUUCUUUCUGGUAAUUAAUUCAAUCCUUUUUGAAGCUCUAGUUAAUAUGCUGUAACAUUUAGCAUGGCUUCUCACCAGAAUAGUGUAGCUCAAGGGAAGACUUGUGAUCAUAACAACCUAAAGCUGUUCUUAAUCCACAUCUCAAGAGGGGUGUUGUUACCCUUAGGUGUUUUUUUUCUUUUCUGUUUUUUUCUUUUCUUUUUUCUACUCAUCUACCCUAUCUACAAUGAGGGUGAUAUUUUGAACCAAUGUAUGAAUAAGUGGCUUUUCAAUUGCACAUUAUAAUCCUCCAACUUCAACAUUUGGCAGUCCGUUUUUUGGGGGGUUUCUUUUGGCGGGAUAGACGGCUUGGCUUUCAUCGUUAGGAAUUCUGAAAAAUGAAACACAUAUGCAACAGAAGCGCUGCACCGGGCCGUCCCGGUGUGUAAUAGACUGUGUGGUUUGCUUCUGUCUCUUCAAUAGAGCCUAGUCGUAGACAGACUUGUUGGCCGGUCGGCCGCCUCUUCUGCCGUGGAGCCGGUCCGGCGUCUCGGCCGUGUACGGGGCUGAUCCCGGGGGAGACCCUCGCCCCCCCGGGCUCCACGGAGAACAGGUCCCACAGCAGGGUUGUUCCGUAAGAAUAGCGGCUGGUUAGUCAUGUUGCAACUUGAGCUAAUUUGUAAUUCUGUAGGAGUAAAAGGUAAACAUCAGUAAAUACUGUAUUUAAUUGGUAACUUGAAUGCAUGUAUUUUUUUUUUUUUUGGGAAUUCUUUCUUUCUUUUCUUUUUUUUUUGUUGUCUAAAACAUACCAAAUACUCCUGCAAAUGAAAAUAUUCUGCCCAUCGUAUUAUAUUUAAAUAUUUUGCUCUUAUUUUAUAGAAUUUAUUUUGUUGUAUUUCACAAAAAAAAUAGAAUUUGAUUUAAGAGGAACAUUUUUGUCCUUGUGUUAUUUUUAAAGGAGAUAUUGACUGUACAGAGUUCUGCGCCCUGUUUUUUGCCGACUUUUGUUUUGGCCAUGGUGUGACGUUGAAUUCUGGAGCUACAGUCGCGAUGUGGACUUUCACUUUGUGAGGUUUUUUGUGCACAGAAAUAUAACAAAAAAAGCAUUGCGCCCUUAGCAAAUAAAGAACAUGGAAUCUUG
Cyclopterus lumpus (lumpfish) is the source of this 10611-nucleotide messenger RNA. It is a transcript of the gene usp9, whose product is annotated as ubiquitin specific peptidase 9. Gene Ontology annotation, biological process: protein deubiquitination; cell migration. The transcript has 48 exons. Gene Ontology annotation, cellular component: cytosol; nucleus. The record is from RefSeq and is a predicted model, not a curated record. NCBI's taxonomy places the organism in Eukaryota, Metazoa, Chordata, Actinopteri, Perciformes, Cyclopteridae. Gene Ontology annotation, molecular function: cysteine-type endopeptidase activity; cysteine-type deubiquitinase activity. Bases 680 to 8623 code for a protein of 2647 amino acids.